Molecule: messenger RNA, 753 nt
Organism: Trichoderma breve
Lineage: Eukaryota; Fungi; Ascomycota; Sordariomycetes; Hypocreales; Hypocreaceae
Exons: 1
Coding region: 1-753 (250 amino acids)
Source: RefSeq, a predicted model, not a curated record
AUGGCCACUACUUCUCAGGAAUCUCGGCUUCUUGACCGAGUGAUUGAGGCACACGGCGGAUUGGACCGAUGGAAUCGUGUCAAGUCCAUUGAUGUGACCUUCAACUUUUCCGGUGCUUUUCUCGAAUUAAAGGGUUAUCCCGGUCACCAUCAACCAACCAUUACUGUUGACAUCGAGAAGCUUAAAAGUGUCAUUCAAGGACUUCCAGGCACCACCCCUGACAACAGAGGGUAUUUCGACGACGAUAGGACGUGGCUAGAGGCAAGAGAUGGCUCGAUCAUAAAAGAAUACAAGAAAACUCGCUCCUCUUUCAAAGACCACGUCCGUACCACUCAAUGGGACGAUCUACAACUCACAUACUUCAUUAGCUACGCGAUGUGUAACUACUUGUCCAUCCCGUUUCUCUUUAUUCGCCCCGAUUUUACAAGUCGUGAGCUGGAACCGCAUACGGAGGGCGGGGAGAACUGGCGCGUUUUGGAAGUAACAUAUCCGGAUGGGUUUCCGACUCACACGAAAGUUCAGAAGUUUUAUUUUGAUGACAAAUAUUUUCUCUUGAGGAGGAUGGAUUAUGUCACAGAUGUUGCGAAAGGAGUGGCGGCUCAUUAUUGUUGGGAUCACAAGAAUAUCGAUGGCCUGAUUUUUCCGACACUGAGGCGGAUUGUCCGAAGAAAUGGAGACGAUGCCGCACUCAACGGGCCGUCAGGGUUUUUGAUCGAUUAUACCAAUGUAGUUAUCCAUGAUAAGUCAGCUUAA